AUGAAGCCCCAGCCAGGUCCUAAUCAUCCAACUCCUCUCUCCAUCUCGGCCGCUGUGAAAUCCGCAGGGGCGCGGAAAGACUGGGCGGCCGCCUUGCUUUGCCUCCACGAUAGCAAGGCCCUCAAGGCAUUGUCUCAGCGAUGGCAUCCUCUGGCGCUAGCUCCGCCCAUGGCUGCGAUGGGUGUCUGCGCUCGUGCGAGCGCUUGGACUGGGGCGCUGCAGGUUCUGGAUGCUCUUGGUGCUUGUUCGCUGCGCCCGGAUCUGUAUAUUCUGGGCUCAGCUUUAAGUGCAUGUGAUAGAGGCUACGUGUGGUCCGCGGCUUUGCGUAUUCUCAGCAGAGUUGAAACGCAUGGGUUGCCGGUUAGCGAGGUACUCGUCAACUCUGCAACAACUGCAUGUGACAAGGGCAACCAGUGGACGGUCUCGCUUCGGCUUCUGGCCGACUUUAGAGCAAAGAGAUGCCUUGACAGUCUCAUCGGAUACAGUGCGGCCAUGUCCUCCUGUGCUCGCUUCGAGCUGCAUUGGGCGCGGUCUCUGGUGCUUUUUGAUUGGCUGCAACAUCACUUCACCCCGGACAUCAUCGCAUGCAACAGUGUAAUGCAUGCGUGUGCAACUGGAGCUGCAGUGGCAGUGGCCAGACACACCCUGACAAGAAUGCAGCAGCAUGGGCCUUCACCUGAUCAGGUAACUUUCAACACGUUUCUUAUGUCCUUGAGCAACUCCCACGCUUGGUGGCAAUGCUUGGAAGUGUUGCAGCAUCAAAGGGAGCAGGGUCCUUGGCCAUCUGUUGUCACAUACAACGCGGUGCUCAGCUCCCUGGGUGAUGAAAGUAGUUGGCCAUGGAGCUUCGUGUUGCUGGAGGCCAUGCGAGGCGACAAGAUUGCUCCUGACAUCGUAACCCACGGGUCCAUAGUGAAUACUCUGGCUCGUGCCUCCCAGUCGAGCAUUGCAAUUUCAUUCCUUUCCAUGCUUGAGCGCGAUCGCGCUGCAACGAACGAGGUGGUCUACAGUGCAGCUGUCUCAGCCUGUGAGGGUGGACGGCUCUGGAAAGAGAGCAUUGCUUUGAUUGGAAGGGCCAGGCGCAGAAAGUUGAAGAUGGAUGCCGUCGUCUACGGUGCCGCAUGUAGCACGUGUCAAAAAAGCCAGCGCUGGGAACAUGCCUUGAGCUUCUUCGAAACUGCACGAGACCAGUCACUGUCGAGCAGCCCCCUCUCCAACGCAGCUCUCUCUUCCUGUGCAGACUCUGCACACUGGUUUCGCGCCUUGCAUCUCUUCCGAAGGGCUUUCUCUUCGCAGGUCGAGGCUGACACCACGAGCCACAAUGCAUGCUUGACAGCCUGCAUUCGACGUUGGGAGACGGCUCUGUAUCUGUUGGGUUCUGCAUCGGGCCAUCAGGCUCAGCCCGACACUGUUGGUUUCAACGCAGCACUUGCAGCCCUGGGGGCUGACAGUGCCUGGAGCACAUGCACAUGGGGCCAGGCGCUGUCUACGUAUCGCAGCAUGCAGAGGCACGGUGUGGAGACUGACAUGUUCGGGCUGAACUCUGCAAUGACGGCGGUUGCGAGAUGCAGCAAGUGGGCCGAGGGCGGUGCAAUCCUCACAGAGAUCGGAUCGGCAAGUUUAGAAGCCGAUGAGCUUGCGAUAAGCACGUUUAUGGCUUCGUGCAGCUCGCGCCGGCAGUGGGUGACUGCGCUGAUAUUGCUGCCUUCCUUGCUGCAAGAUGACCGGGAGCUGGAGGGCCAUGAUGCAGGGCCCCUGGCGGCUGCCCUGGCCGGGAUGGUUUCUGCAUGCCAGGGCCUCGAUGCUUCUGGCCCGGUUCCUGGGCUGCUGAGUCGACUUCGCUGGGAACUUACCUCG
Symbiodinium natans is the source of this 1857-nucleotide messenger RNA. Lineage: Eukaryota; Dinophyceae; Suessiales; Symbiodiniaceae. The record is from the annotation of a GenBank genome assembly.